AUGCCCUGCCCCUCCUCCCCCCCUGCUGCCCCUCGCCUCUCGCCGUCGACCUCCUACAACCCUCAGACCCUAGUAGUGCUUUCUAGAAUAACCGACUUCAUCAACGUAGACGUCAUUGCCUGGAGCCUUAUCUGCGAGAAACCAACCUUCUCAGUCACGUCCUCUUCCCAGUCGACGACAUCCAAUCCCACACCCGCACCCGUGCGGCGCCUUUGCAGAUUCCACGCUCAAUCUCUUGCCGCGACAAAAAAGCCUACUCCCCGGGAGCACACAACAAUGUCGUCAGCCAUCAUCUCCGCCGACGACGCUCUCGAGCCCACGCUCCAGUCCCUCCUCGACCAACGUUCCCUCCGCUGGAUCUUUGUCGGCGGUAAAGGCGGUGUCGGCAAGACCACAACAUCAUGCUCCCUGGCCAUUCAGCUCGCCAAGGUCCGCCGCUCAGUGCUCCUGAUUUCCACCGACCCGGCACACAACCUCUCCGAUGCGUUUUCUCAAAAGUUCGGCAAGGAGGCCCGUCUGGUCAAUGGCUUCGACAACUUGAGCGCCAUGGAGAUUGACCCCAACGGCAGCAUGCAGGAUCUGUUGGCCGGCCAGGGCGAGGAAGACAUGAACGCCAUGGGCGGCGGCAUAGGUGGCAUGAUGCAGGAUUUGGCAUUUGCUGCAAGUUACACCCCUCCUUGA
This is a messenger RNA of Metarhizium acridum CQMa 102, 681 nucleotides long. RefSeq names its product Golgi to ER traffic- protein. Gene Ontology annotation, cellular component: GET complex. Gene Ontology annotation, molecular function: ATP binding; ATP hydrolysis activity. The record is from RefSeq and is a predicted model, not a curated record. Gene Ontology annotation, biological process: post-translational protein targeting to endoplasmic reticulum membrane. NCBI's taxonomy places the organism in Eukaryota, Fungi, Ascomycota, Sordariomycetes, Hypocreales, Clavicipitaceae.